Molecule: messenger RNA, 626 nt
Organism: Fragaria vesca subsp. vesca
Lineage: Eukaryota; Viridiplantae; Streptophyta; Magnoliopsida; Rosales; Rosaceae
Product: thioredoxin H-type-like
Exons: 3
Coding region: 52-408 (118 amino acids)
Source: RefSeq, a predicted model, not a curated record
UUGUGUUUCGCUUGGAAUUUUGUGUUUGUUUUCUGCAAGAAAAAUCGAGAUAUGGCAGCAGAGGAGGGACAAGUCGUCGGUGUUCACACUGUGGAUGCAUGGACCGAGUUGCUUCAGAAGGGAAACGACACCAAGAAACUGAUGGUUGUUGAUUUCACUGCUUCAUGGUGUGGACCGUGCCGCAUCAUUGCACCAUUUUUGUCAGAGCUGGCCAAGAAGCUUCCAAAUGUCAUCUUUGUAAAGAUUGAUGUGGAUGAGUUGAAGUCUGUUGCUGAAGAUUGGGCUGUAGAGGCAAUGCCGACCUUCAUGUUUCUGAAAGAAGGAAAGAUUGUGGACAAAGUGGUGGGAGCAAAGAAAGAGGAACUGCAGCAGACUGUAGCAAAGCACGUAGCUACUGCUUCUGCUUGAUUACCAAGAUCUGAGUUAUCUUAUGCCUGUAGGGGGCCACAAAGCUUAUGAUCAUUGCUAUAUGAAUCUAGACUUUUAUAUUUAAACUUUUGGCUUGUACAAGUCUCGGGUGGUACUCGAGAUCUUUUCGUAUGAGUUUUUCAUAAAUACAGCUCCAUCUUAGCUCUUUUCAUGGUUUGAAAGAAUUCUACUUGGUGAAUGAUAUAAUCUUUCUUAUU